CUGGCCGCAGGGUCUCCCUGCCCCCCCUCCCCUUCCCUUCGUGUAGCGCUAGGAGAUCUCUGGUCAUCCCCCACCCCCAUCCCCCGGAGGACGCGGCUCUGCGGGAGGGAGGAGAAUACAGCGAAGCUAGGGGUUUGGCAGUGCGGCGGCGACCGCCGCGAUGGAGAACCCGGUACGGCUCCACCGCCAGCAGUAGCGGUGCAAACUGACUAGAGCAGGCGCGAGAACCGCUCCCCCCGGCAGGCUGCGCUGUGAUCUGGGCUGCGCGUUGGGACCUCGCUCCCGGGUUCCCCACCCCUCCCGCCGCCAUCCUCCUCCGACUCCCCUCCUCCGCCGCCAACCCGCAGCAGUGGCGGCGUCCUGAGCGCCUAGCGCCUCCGCUCGCCGCCCUAGCCUCAGCCAGGAGCACGCGGCGAGCACUGCGGCGGAGGCGGCGGGGUGGCCAGCUCGUCCCUCGGCUUGAAAGGAAGACCACGGAGGACUCGUCGGGUGCAGGGGAGCAUCGCUGACCAAGGCAAGGGACGGACAUGUGAUAUGAUGAGUGUGACUAUGGGACACUGUAUGGGUACAAAGCCUCCUUCUUGCAUCAUCCUCCUGCUCCUGAAGCUGUUUGCCACUGUCUCCCAGGGGCUGCCAGGGACAGGGCCCCUGGGCUUCCACUUCACACACGCCACCUAUAAUGCUACAGUGUAUGAGAACUCAGCAGCGCGGACCUAUGUCAACAGCCAGAGCAGAAUGGGCAUCACCUUAAUAGACCUGUCCUGGGAUAUCAAGUACAGAAUAGUGUCUGGUGAUGAGGAAGGAUUUUUCAAAGCUGAGGAGGUCAUCAUUGCAGAUUUCUGCUUUCUCAGGAUAAGAACUAAAGGUGGCAAUUCUGCCAUACUGAACAGGGAAAUCCAAGACAAUUAUUUAUUAAUUAUAAAAGGUUCAGUCAGAGGAGAAGACUUGGAAGCAUGGACCAAAGUGAACAUCCAGGUUUUAGACAUGAAUGACUUGAGGCCUCUGUUUUCACCCACCACCUACUCUGUCACCAUCGCAGAAAGCACACCACUCAGGACUAGCGUUGCCCAGGUGACAGCUACAGAUGCAGACAUCGGUUCCAAUGGAGAAUUCUACUACUACUUCAAAAACAAGGUUGAUCUUUUUUCAGUUCACCCCACAAGUGGUGUCAUCUCUUUAAGUGGAAGGUUAAAUUAUGACGAAAAGAACAGAUACGAUCUAGAAAUCUUAGCAGUGGACCGGGGAAUGAAACUCUAUGGCAAUAAUGGAGUGAGCAGCACUGCCAAACUUUAUGUUCACAUUGAACGGAUAAAUGAACACGCUCCCAUUAUCCAUGUGGUCAGUCACACCCCCUUCUCACUGGACAAGGAGCCAACAUAUGCAGUAGUGACAGUGGAUGACCUGGAUGAGGGGGCCAAUGGAGAGAUCGAGUCUCUUUCCAUUGUGGAUGGAGAUCCUUUAGAGCAGUUCUUCCUAGCUAAAGAAGGAAAGUGGAUGAAUGAGUAUAAAGUCAAGGAGAGAAGGCAGGUGGACUGGGAAAGCUUCUCUUAUGGCUAUAACCUCACCAUUCAAGCAAAAGACAAAGGGUCACCUCAGAAGUUUUCAGAAUUAAAGACAGUCCACAUUGCCAACCCCAGGAAAGACAACAUCCCGGUCAGGUUUGAAAAAGAUAUCUAUGAAGUUAGCAUAAGUGAGUUUUCCCCGCCUGGUGUCAUGGUGGCCAUAGUCAAGGUAAGUCCUGAGCCACUGGAUGUGGAAUACAAACUAUUGCCUGGCAAGGAUUCAGAGUACUUCAAAAUUAAUCCCCGGUCAGGUCUGAUUGUCACAGCACAGCCCUUGAAUACAGUGAAGAAGGAAGUUUAUAAGCUGGAAGUAUCAGACAAGGAAGGAGAUGCAAAGGCACAAGUCACCAUUGGGAUUGAAGAUGCCAAUGACCACACCCCAGAAUUCCAGGAGACACUGUAUGAGACUUUUGUAAAUGAGAGUGUUCCUGUUGGUACAAAUGUUCUGACUGUGUCUGCCUCUGAUAAAGAUAAAGGGGAAAAUGGCUACAUCACCUACAGCAUCGCCAGCCUGAACCUUUUACCAUUUGCCAUUAAUCAGUUCACAGGUGUGAUCAGCACAACUGAAGAGUUAGAUUUUGAAUCCUCCCCAGAGACAUAUAGAUUCAUUGUUAGAGCCUCUGACUGGGGGUCCCCAUACCGUCAUGAAAGUGAGGUGAAUGUGACCAUUCGGGUAGGAAAUGUCAAUGACAACAGCCCUCUCUUUGAAAAAGUGGCUUGCCAGGGAGUUAUUUCAUAUGACUUUCCUGUUGGGGGUCACAUCACAGCCAUCUCUGCUAUUGAUAUUGAUGAACUUGAACUUGUAAAGUACAAAAUCGUUUCUGGAAAUGAACUUGGUUUUUUUUAUUUAAACCCAGACUCUGGUGUUUUGCAGCUUAAGAAGUCACUGAUGAAUUCUGGCAUUAAAAAUGGCAAUUUUGCCCUCAGAAUCACAGCUACUGAUGGGGAAAACUUCGCAGACCCCAUGGCCAUUAACAUCUCAGUCCUCCAUGGGAAAGUGUCUUCAAAGAGCUUCAGUUGCAGAGAAACUCGUGUGGCUCAGAAAUUGGCAGAGAAACUACUCAUUAAAGCAAAAGCUAAUGGGAAACUGAAUCUAGAAGAUGGAUUUCUUGACUUUUAUUCAAUUAAUAGGCAAGGACCGCAUUUUGACAAGUCUUUUCCCUCUGAUGUGGCUGUAAAGGAGGACAUGCCAGUUGGAACUAACAUUCUGAAGAUUAAAGCGUAUGAUGCUGACUCUGGCUUCAAUGGGAAGGUACUAUUUACAAUAUCAGAUGGAAAUACAGACAGCUGCUUCAACAUUGAUAUGGAGACUGGACAACUUAAAGUCCUCAUGCCCAUGGACCGAGAGCAUACUGACCUUUAUGUCCUCAACAUAACCAUCUAUGACCUUGGAAAGCCACAGAAAUCAUCAUGGCGAUUACUGACUGUCAAUGUGGAGGAUGCCAAUGACAAUAACCCAGUGUUUCUUCAGGACAGCUACUCAGUCAGCAUUCUUGAAAGUUCAAGUAUUGGCACGGAGAUUAUUCAAGUGGAAGCGAGAGACAAAGACCUGGGUUCUAAUGGUGAGGUAAUGUAUUCAGUCUUGACAGACACACACCAGUUUAUCAUCAAUAGCUCAACUGGGAUUGUUUACAUAGCUGAUCAAUUGGACAGAGAAUCCAAAGCCAACUAUUCUUUGAAAAUAGAAGCCAGGGACAAAGCAGAAAGUGGCCAGCAGCUGUUUUCUGUUGUCACUCUGAAGAUCUUUCUGGAUGAUGUCAAUGACUGCUCUCCAGCUUUUAUCCCCAGUAGCUACAGCGUGAAGGUCCUUGAAGAUCUUCCUGUUGGUACAGUCAUUGCUUGGCUUGAAACUCAGGAUCCUGACCUUGGAUUGGGGGGUCAAGUACGUUACUCGUUGGUCAAUGAUUAUAAUGGGAGAUUUGAAAUAGACAAAGCAAGUGGUGCCAUCCGCUUGAGCAAAGAGCUAGACUAUGAGAAGCAGCAAUUCUACAACCUGACAGUCAGGGCCAAAGACAAAGGGCGGCCUGUCUCUCUCUCAUCAGUUUCCUUUGUUGAGGUGGAGGUGGUAGAUGUCAAUGAAAACCUUCAUACGCCUUAUUUCCCAGACUUCGCUGUUGUUGGAUCUGUAAAGGAAAACUCACGGAUUGGAACAAGCGUGCUGCAGGUGACUGCCCAUGAUGAGGAUUCUGGUAGGGAUGGAGAGAUCCAGUACUCCAUCAGAGAUGGCAGUGGUCUUGGGAGGUUCAACAUAGAUGAUGAGAGUGGAGUCAUCACUGCUGCUGACAUUCUUGAUCGAGAGACAACAGCGUCAUACUGGCUGACAGUGUAUGCCACAGAUCGGGGUGUGGUCCCUCUCUAUUCCACCAUUGAGGUCUACAUAGAAGUAGAAGAUGUGAACGACAAUGCCCCACUGACCUCAGAGCCCAUCUAUUAUCCCGUUGUCAUGGAAAAUUCUCCAAAGGAUGUGUCUGUCAUUCAGAUACAAGCUGAGGACCCUGACUCUGGUUCCAAUGAAAAACUGACCUACAGGAUUACAAGUGGAAACCCACAGAACUUUUUUGCCAUCAAUAUCAAAACAGGUCUGAUUACCACGACUUCAAGGAAAUUGGAUCGAGAGCAGCAGGCGGAACAUUUUCUGGAGGUGACAGUGACGGAUGGCGGUUCUUCUCCUAAACAGUCAACCAUCUGGGUGGUGGUUCAGGUUCUGGAUGAAAACGACAACAGGCCCCAGUUCCCUGAGAAGGUUUACCAGAUCAAACUUCCAGAACGUGACCGCAAGAAGAGGGGUGAACCCAUUUACAGGGCAUUUGCGUUUGACAAAGAUGAAGGCCCCAAUGCAGAAAUCUCCUACAGUAUUGUGGAUGGGAAUGAUGAUGGAAAGUUUUUUAUUGACCCUAAAACUGGCAUGGUCUCUUCCAGAAAGCAAUUCACAGCAGGAAGUUAUGACAUCCUGACGAUCAAGGCUGUGGACAAUGGCCGCCCACAGAAAUCCUCCACUGCCCGCCUCCACAUCGAAUGGAUUAAGAAACCCCUGCCUUCGCCUAUACCAUUGACAUUCGAUGAACCAUUUUACAACUUCACCGUCAUGGAGAGUGACAAAGUAACCGAGAUUGUCGGGGUGGUGUCUGUGCAGCCAGCUAACACCCCUCUAUGGUUUGACAUCGUCGCUAAGCUGAACAGAAAGUGCUCUCUGGCUGGAUCUCUCCAUAGUGGCAAGCAUGCUCGAGAGAUGUUCUAUAUUCUACAGACAGCUUGUGGGCAGAACUGUUCAACAGAAGGGGGGAAUUUUGACAGCUCUUUUGAUGCAGAGAAGGGCGUUGGAACAAUUGUCAUUGCAAAGCCUUUGGAUGCAGAGCAAAGGUCGGUCUACAACAUGACUGUGGAGGUCACCGAUGGAACAAAUAUUGCUGUCACUCAGGUAUUUAUCAAAGUGCUAGAUAAUAAUGAUAAUGGCCCAGAAUUCUCCCAGCCACAUUAUGAUGUGACAAUUUCUGAGGACGUGCUCCCUGAUACAGAGAUACUGCAGAUUGAGGCCACAGACAGAGACGAGAAACACAAGCUGAGCUACACCAUCCACAGUAGCAUCGAUGCCGUAAGCAUGAGGAAGUUCCGGAUGGACCCCAGUACAGGUGUGCUCUACACUGCUGAGAGACUGGACCAUGAAGCCCAGGACAAGCACAUCCUCAACAUAAUGGUCAGGGAUCAGGAAUUUCCUUACCGAAGAAACUUGGCCCGAGUCAUUGUGAACGUGGAGGACGCUAACGACCACAGCCCUUACUUUACCAAUCCGCUGUAUGAAGCAUCAGUGUUCGAAUCAGCUGCCCUGGGAUCAGUUGUUCUGCAAGUGACAGCUCUGGACAAAGACAAGGGGGAAAAUGCAGAACUCAUAUAUUCCAUUGAAGCAGGGAACACGGGGAAUACAUUUAAGAUUGAACCAGUUCUGGGCAUCAUUACCAUUUCCAAAGAGCCAGACAUGGCAGCCAUGGGUCAGUUUGUCCUGUCAGUGAAAGUCACAGACCAGGGCUCGCCACCAAUGUCUGCCACUGCAAUUGUACGCAUCUCCAUCAGCAUGUCUGAUAACUCCCACCCCAAGUUCACUCACAAAGACUACCAAGCUGAAGUAAAUGAAAAUGUGGAUAUUGGAACAUCUGUCAUCCUGAUUUCAGCCAUCAGCCAGUCGACCCUCAUCUACGAAGUCAAAGAUGGAAACAUCAAUGGAGUCUUUACCAUAAAUCCAUAUUCUGGAGUCAUCACCACUAGGAGAGCUCUGGAUUAUGAACAUACCUCUUCCUAUCAACUCAUCAUUCAGGCCACUAACAUGGCAGGCAUGGCUUCCAAUGCCACUGUCAGUGUGCAGAUUGUGGAUGAAAACGAUAACCCCCCUGUUUUUCUCUUUUCUCAAUAUUCAGGCAGCCUGAGUGAGGCUGCCCCCAUCAACAGCAUUGUCAGGAACCUAGACAACAGCCCCCUGGUGAUCCGAGCCACGGAUGCUGACAGUAACCAAAAUGCACUUCUGGUGUAUCAGAUUGUGGAGUCCACUGCCAAGAAGUUCUUCACAGUGGACUCCAGCACAGGAGCCAUCAGAACAAUUGCCAACCUAGACCAUGAAGUUAUCGCGCACUUCCACUUCCAUGUACAUGUGAGAGACAGCGGGAACCCACAGCUAACCGCAGAAAGUCCGGUUGAAGUCAACAUUGAGGUGACAGAUGUCAAUGAUAAUCCACCCGUGUUCACUCAGGCUGUGUUUGAAACUGUCUUACUUCUCCCCACCUACGUGGGUGUGGAGGUUCUGAAGGUGAGCGCCACAGACCCUGACUCUGAAGUACCCCCUGAACUGACAUAUAGUCUCAUGGAAGGGAGUGUGGAUAAUUUUCUAAUGGACCCAAAUACUGGAGUGCUCACCAUUAAAAAUAAUAAUCUCUCCAAAGACCACUACAUGCUGAUAGUCAGAGUAUCUGAUGGGAAGUUCUACAGUACUGCCAUGGUCACCAUCAUGGUUAAAGAAGCCAUGGACAGUGGCCUCCACUUCACACAAAGCUUUUACUCCACCUCCAUCUCAGAGAACAGCACAAACAUAACCAAAGUUGCUAUUGUCAAUGCAGUUGGAAACCGCCUUAACGAGCCCUUAAAAUACAGCAUCUUAAACCCAGGAAAUAAAUUCAAGAUAAAAUCUACCUCAGGAGUCAUUCAGACCACAGGAGUACCCUUUGACCGCGAAGAACAGGAGUUAUAUGAGUUGGUGGUGGAAGCCAGUCGUGAGCUAGACCAUUUGCGUGUGGCCAGGGUGGUAGUCAGAGUUAACAUCGAAGAUGUUAACGAUAACUCUCCUGUCUUUGUGGGCCUUCCUUACUAUGCUGCUGUGCAAGUUGAUGCUGAGCCAGGAACUCUGAUAUACCGGGUAACAGCCAUCGACAAAGAUAAAGGUGCCAAUGGAGAAGUGACCUAUGUCUUGCAGGAUGACUAUGGUCACUUUGAAAUUAACCCUAAUUCAGGGAAUGUGAUUUUAAAAGAAGCAUUCAACUCAGAUCUCUCCAACAUUGACUAUGGAGUCACCAUUCUCGCCAAGGAUGGUGGCAAUCCAUCUCUGUCCACAUUUGUGGAACUUCCCAUCACCAUUGUUAACAAAGCAAUGCCCGUGUUUGAUAAACCCUUUUAUACAGCAUCAAUCAAUGAAGACAUCACAAUGAACACUCCCAUUCUCAGCAUCAACGCCACUAGCCCAGAAGGUCAGGGCAUCAUAUACCUCAUCAUCGAUGGAGAUCCCUUCCAACAGUUCAACAUUGACUUUGACACUGGGGUCCUAAAAGUCAUUAGUCCUUUGGAUUAUGAAGUCACAUCAGUUUACAAGUUGACAGUGAGAGCUAGUGAUGCUCUUACAGGUGCCAGAGCUGAAGUCACUGUGGACCUGCUAGUGGAUGACAUCAAUGAUAACCCUCCUGUCUUUGAUCAGCCCACUUACAACACAACACUAUCUGAAUCAUCUCUUAUUGGAACACCCGUUCUGCAACUUGUCUCAACUGACGCAGACUCAGGAAACAACAAGCUGGUGCAUUAUCAGAUUGUCCAGGAUACUUACAAUAGCACAGAUUACUUUCACAUAGAUAGCUCAAGUGGCUUAAUCCUGACAGCACGGAUGCUAGACCAUGAGUUGGUGCAGCACUGUACCUUGAAAGUCACAGCAACUGAUAAUGGUUUUCCAUCCCUGAGCAGUGAAGUCCUGGUUCAGAUCUACAUUUCUGAUGUUAACGACAACCCCCCGGUUUUUAAUCAACUCAUUUAUGAAUCUUAUGUUAGUGAACUAGCUCCCAGGGGUCAUUUUGUAACCUGUGUGCAAGCCUCAGAUGCAGACAGCUCUGACUUUGACCGGUUGGAAUACAGCAUUUUAUCUGGGAAUGAUCGAACCAGCUUUCUGAUGGACAGCAAGAGUGGAGUUCUCACACUGUCUAGCCACCGGAAGCAGCGCAUGGAGCCUCUGUACAGUCUCAACGUGUCUGUGUCUGAUGGACUGUUUACUAGCACUGCUCAGGUUCACAUCAGGGUCCUUGGGGCGAAUUUGUAUAGCCCUGCCUUUUCACAGAGCACAUAUGUAGCUGAGGUAAGAGAGAAUGCAGCCUCUGGGACAAAGGUUAUUCAUGUCCGAGCCACAGAUGGGGAUCCAGGAACAUAUGGACAGAUCAGCUAUUCCAUCAUCAAUGACUUUGCCAAGGAUCGGUUCCUCAUAGACAGCAAUGGACAGAUCAUCACAACAGAAAGACUAGACCGUGAAAACCCCCUGGAAGGAGAUAUUAGUAUUUAUCUGAGGGCCUUGGAUGGCGGAGGGAGAACUACGUUCUGCACUGUACGGGUGAUUGUGGUGGAUGAGAACGACAACGCCCCUCAGUUCUUGACAGUGGAAUACAGAGCCAGCGUCAGGGCUGACGUAGGAAGGGGCCACUUGGUCACUCAAGUUCAAGCUUUGGAUCCAGAUGAUGGAGCAAAUUCUAGAAUUACAUAUUCCCUCUAUAGCGAGGCCUCAGUAUCAGUGGCUGACCUCUUGGAAAUUGAUCCUGAUAAUGGCUGGAUGGUGACCAAAGGCAAUUUUAACCAACUAAGAAGCACUGUGCUGUCCUUCUUUGUGAAGGCAGUAGAUGGUGGCAUUCCAGUCAGACACUCCCUCAUUCCCGUCUACAUCCACGUCUUGCCUCCUGAAACAUUUCUGCCUUCCUUCACCCAGUCACAGUACUCCUUUACCAUUGCAGAAGAUACAGCCAUUGGAAGCACAGUAGACACAUUAAGGAUUUUGCCCAAUCAAAGUGUCCGGUUCAGCAUGGUUAAUGGAGAACGGCCAGAGAAUAACAAAGAGGGUGUCUUCAUCAUAGAACAAGAGACAGGUGCUAUCAAGCUUGACAAGCGCCUUGAUCAUGAAGUCAGCCCAGCUUUCCACUUUAAAGUAGCAGCUACUAUACCCUUGGACAAGGUGGACAUUGUAUUCACUGUGGAUGUAGAUGUCAAGGUAUUGGAUCUGAAUGACAACAAGCCAGUCUUUGAAACCUCGACCUACGAGACAAUCAUAAUGGAAGGGAUGCCUGUUGGCACCAAGCUUGCCCAGGUGAGAGCCAUAGACAUGGAUUGGGGAGCCAAUGGGCAGGUCACUUACUCCCUACACUCAGAUUCCCAUCUUGAAAAGGUAAUAGAGGCAUUCAAUAUUGACAGCAACACGGGAUGGAUCAGUACACUGAAGGACCUGGACCAUGAGACAGACCCUGCCUUCUCCUUCUUCGUGGUGGCUUCCGACCUCGGAGAGGCUUUCUCUCUUUCUUCCAUGGCUCUGGUCUCAGUCAAGGUGACAGAUAUAAAUGACAAUGCACCAGUCUUUGCUCAUGAGGUGUACCGAGGAAAUGUGAAGGAGAGCGACCCACCAGGGGAGGUGGUAGCUGUUCUCAGCACCUUGGACAGAGACACCUCCACCAUAAAUCGCCAAGUGAGCUACCACAUUACAGGAGGGAACCCCCGAGGACGGUUUGCCCUGGGCAUGGUACAGAGUGAGUGGAAGGUCUAUGUGAAGAGGCCUCUGGAUCGAGAGGAACAAGACAUGUACUUCCUCAAUAUCACUGCCUCUGAUGGACUCUUUGUCACACAGGCCAUGGUAGAAGUGACUGUCAGUGAUGUAAAUGACAACAGCCCAGUGUGUGAUCAGGUUGCAUAUUCAGCAUCACUUCCUGAAGACAUUCCAUCAAAUAAAAUCAUCCUGAAGGUCAGUGCCAAGGAUGCGGAUAUUGGAUCCAAUGGAGAUAUACGAUACUCACUCUAUGGAUCUGGAAACAAUGAAUUUUUUCUAGAUCCAGAAAGUGGUGAGUUAAAAACCUUGGCCGUGUUGGACCGAGAGAGGGUCCCGGUAUACAACCUGAUCGCCAGGGCCACUGAUGGAGGCGGCCGCUUCUGCAGCUCCAGUGUCCUCCUGCUCCUGGAAGAUGUGAAUGAUAACCCCCCUGUGUUUUCUUCCAACCACUACACUGCAUGUGUCUAUGAGAACACGGCCACUAAGGCUCUGCUGACCAGAGUGCAAGCUGUGGACCCUGAUGUUGGCAUUAACAGGAAGGUCGUGUACUCCCUGGAGGACUCAGCCAGUGGAGUCUUCUCCAUCGACAGCUCCUCCGGUGUCAUAGUUCUGGAACAGCCUCUAGAUCGAGAGCAGCAGUCAUCCUAUAAUAUCAGUGUGCGGGCUACAGACCAGAGUCCUGGACAGUCCCUCUCCUCUCUCGCCUCUGUCACCAUCACUGUCCUGGACAUUAAUGACAACCCUCCUGUGUUUGAAAGGAGAGACUACCUGGUAACAGUGCCUGAGGACACUUCCCUUGGUACCCAAGUCCUGUCUGUUUUUGCCACCAGCAAAGAUAUUGGCACAAAUGCUGAGAUAACCUAUCUCAUCCGGUCUGGAAACGAACAAGGGAAAUUUAGGAUCAACCCAAAGACAGGGGGUAUUUCUGUCUUGGAAGCUCUGGACUAUGAAAUGUGCAGAAGAUUUUACCUGGUGGUGGAAGCUAAAGAUGGGGGCACCCCAGCCCUCAGCACUGCAGCCACAGUCAGCAUUGACCUCACAGAUGUAAAUGAUAACCCUCCUCGGUUCAGCCAAGAUGUCUACAGUGCUGUCAUCAGCGAGGAUGCCUUAGAGGGGGACUCUGUCAUUCUGCUGAUAGCAGAAGAUAUGGAUAGCAAGCCUAAUGGACAGAUUCGUUUUUCCAUCGUGGGUGGAGAUAGGGACAAUGAAUUUGCUGUCGAUCCCAUCUUGGGACUUGUGAAAGUUAAAAAGAAACUGGACCGGGAGAGGGUGUCAGGAUAUUCCCUGCUCAUCCAGGCAGUAGAUAGUGGCAUUCCUGCAAUGUCCUCAACAACAACUGUCAACAUUGAUAUUUCUGAUGUGAAUGACAACAGUCCAGUGUUUACACCUGCCAACUACACUGCUGUGAUCCAGGAAAAUAAGCCAGUGGGCACCAGCAUCUUGCAGCUUGCGGUGACAGACAGAGACUCAUUUCACAAUGGGCCUCCCUUUUCCUUCUCUAUUUUGUCGGGAAAUGAAGAUGAGGAGUUCAUGCUGGACUCCCAUGGGAUCCUACGGUCUGCAGUGGUCUUCCGGCACAUGGAGUCCCCAGAGUACCUACUGUGCAUACAGGCAAAAGACUCAGGAAAACCCCAGCAAGUUUCUCACACCUACAUCCGUGUCCGGGUUAUUGAAGAAAGCACCCACAAACCCACAGCCAUCCCUCUGGAAAUUUUCAUUGUCACCAUGGAGGAUGAUUUUCCUGGUGGUGUCAUUGGAAAGAUCCAUGCCACAGAUCAGGACAUGUAUGACGUGCUCACGUUCGCCCUGAAGUCAGAGCAGAAGAGCUUGUUCAAAGUGAACAGUCACGAUGGAAAAAUCAUUGCUCUGGGAGGACUGGACAGCGGGAAGUAUGUCUUGAACGUGUCUGUGAGUGACGGCCGCUUCCAAGUGCCCAUUGAUGUCGUUGUGCACGUGGAGCAGCUGGUGCAUGAGAUGCUGCAAAACACUGUCACCAUCCGCUUUGAGGAUGUGUCCCCCGAGGACUUUGUGGGGCUGCACAUGCAUGGGUUCCGGCGCAUUCUGAGGAAUGCGGUCCUCACCCAGAAACAGGACAGCCUGCGCAUCAUCAGCAUUCAGCCCGUUGUAGGUACCAACCAGCUGGACAUGCUGUUCGCUGUGGAGAUGCACAGCAGCGAGUUUUACAAGCCAGCCUACCUGAUCCAGAAGCUGUCCAAUGCCAGAAGACACUUGGAGAAUGUCAUGCAUAUAGCAGCCAUCCUAGAAAAGAACUGCUCGGGGCUGGACUGUCAGGAGCAGCACUGUGAGCAGGGAUUGUCACUGGAUUCCCACGCACUCAUGACCUACAGCACAGCUCGCAUCAGCUUCGUGUGUCCACGUUUCUAUAGGAACGUGCGCUGCACCUGUAAUGGAGGAGUGUGCCCCGGGUCCAACGAUCCUUGUGUGGAAAAACCGUGUCCAGAGGACAUGCAAUGUGUGGGUUAUGAGGCCAGCAGGAGACCAUUUCUUUGCCAGUGUCCACCAGGGAAACUCGGAGAGUGCUCAGGGCACACUUCUCUCAGCUUUGCUGGGAACAGUUACAUCAAGUAUCGGCUUUCUGAAAAUAGCAAAGAAGAGGACUUCAAGCUAGCUCUGCGCCUGAGAACCCUGCAAAGCAAUGGAAUCAUAAUGUACACUCGGGCCAACCCCUGCAUGAUUCUGAAGAUUGUGGAAGGCAAGCUGUGGUUCCAGCUGGACUGUGGCAGCGGCCCUGGGAUCCUGGGCAUCUCCAGCCGUGCUGUCAAUGAUGGGAGCUGGCACUCUGUCUUCUUGGAGCUCAAUCGCAAUUUCACCAGCCUGGCCCUGGAUGACAGCUAUGUAGAGCGUCGCAGGGCUCCCCUGUACUUCCAGACGCUAAGCACCGACAGUGCCAUCUUCUUUGGUGCGCUGGUGCAGGCCGAUAAUGUCCGCAGCCUGACGGACACGCGUGUUACGCAGGUCCUCGGUGGCUUCCAGGGUUGCCUGGACUCCGUGGUGCUCAAUCACAACGAGCUACCCCUCCAAAACAAGCGCAGCAGCUUCGCGGAGGUCGUGGGUCUGACGGAGCUGAAGCUGGGCUGUGUGCUCUACCCAGACGCGUGCCAACGCAGCCCCUGUCUGCACGGGGGCAGCUGCAGCAGCUUGCCCUCUGGUGGCUAUCAGUGUUCCUGUCUCUCGCAGUUCACGGGGACAAACUGUGAAUCCGAGAUCACAGCCUGCUUCCCUAACCCUUGCCGGAAUGGAGGAUCCUGUGACCCCAUAGGAAACACCUUCGUCUGCAGCUGUAAAGCCGGCCUCACAGGUGUCACGUGCGAGGAUGACGUGGACGAGUGUGAGCGAGAAGAGUGUGAGAACGGGGGUGCCUGUGUCAACCUGUUCGGCUCCUUCUUCUGCAACUGCACCCCAGGCUAUGUAGGCCAGUACUGUGGCUUGCGCCCUGUGGUUGUGCCCAACAUCCAGGCUGGCCACUCAUACGUGGGAAAGGAGGAGCUGAUAGGCAUCGCUGUAGUCCUCUUCGUCAUCUUCACCCUUAUCGUACUCUUCAUCGUCUUUCGUAAGAAGGUCUUCCGAAAGAACUACUCUCGCAACAACAUCACAUUAGUGCAGGACCCGGCCACAGCUGCACUGCUGCAUAAGAGCAACGGUAUCCCCUUCCGCAGCCUGCGUGCAGGAGAUGGGCGCAAUGUGUACCAAGAGGUGGGGCCCCCACAGGUGCCGGUGCGCCCCAUGGCCUACACGCCCUGUUUCCAGAGUGACUCCAGGAACAAUCUGGACAAGGGCCUGGAUGUACUGGGUGGUGAGCCGCAGGAGAUGAGCACGUUCCACCCAGAAUCCCCACGCAUCCUGACAGCAAGGCGAGGUGUGGUGGUGUGCAGUGUGGCCCCCAACCUACCAGCUGUGUCACCCUGCCGCUCAGACUGCGACUCCAUCCGGAAGAAUGGCUGGGACACAGGAUCGGAAAACAAAGGGACUGAAGACACAGGAGAAGUGACCUGCUUCACGAACAGUAACAAAGGCAGCAACUCUGAAGUUCACUCCCUCAGCUCCUUUCAGUCAGAUUCUGGAGAUGACAAUGCAUCCAUAGUGACUGUCAUUCAACUUGUCAACAAUGUAGUUGACUCUAUAGAGAAUGAAGUGUCUGUUAUGGACCAAGGACAGAAUUACAACCGAGCCUAUCACUGGGACACCUCUGAUUGGAUGCCUGGGGCACGACUGUCAGAUAUCGAAGAAAUGCCCAACUAUGAGAGCCAGGAUGGAGGGGCACCACACCAGGGUAGCACACGGGAGCUGGAGAGUGACUACUACCUAGGUGGAUAUGACAUUGAUAGUGAAUACCCGCCACCUCACGAAGAAGAGUUCCUGAGCCAGGAUCAGCUCCCCCCACCACUGCCUGAGGACUUCCCUGACCAGUAUGAGGCCCUGCCUCCCUCCCAGCCCACCUCGCUCACGGGCACCAUGAGCCCAGACUGCAGGAGAAGGCCCCGGUUUCACCCCAGUCAGUACCUCCCUCCUCACCCACUCCCCGGUGAAACGGAUUUGGGGGGCCCAUCCUCCAGCUGUGAUUUUAGUACUUUUGCAGUAAACAUGAACCAGGGCACAGAGGUCAUGGCCCCCACUGACAGUGUGCCUCUGCCCUUGCACAAUUCCAGAGGCACCUCAUCUUCAGAGAUGUCAGCCCACUGUGGCUUUGAUGAUUCUGAGGUAGCCAUGAGUGACUACGAGAGCGCAGGCGAGCUCAGCCUCACCAACAUUCACAUUCCCUUUGUGGAAACACAGCAGCAGACCCAGGUGUAGAGGAUACACCUAGGUGCUGGGCCCUGACUAUUAAAGCAUGGAAGGAAAUAAGCUGCACCUGUGUUGGAUGGAGAGCAGUCCGUGGAAAUGUGGAUUUCCUAUGAGGAACACCUUCGAAAGUCUUUCUGUCACAAGCAAGCUUAACUCCCAGAGUGACAAGGAGAGGCUCAGAAUUGUUUUGGGGGGAAAGGGGAGUGGACAAUCCUUGUUGUGGGUGUUUGUGGACUGGAAUGCAAAGGAGAAGAAAUUAAUUUACUAAGUUUAAAUGGGAGAUCAUGAAUGGCUUUGUGCAUUAUUGUGACCCAGAAAGUAUGAAACCGGAGUUCCUUUGCAGUAUUUACCCCGCCACCAUCACAGGGGCAUCAUUGCAUGUGAUUUGGAGCCAAGGAUGUGAGAAUAGUAGAGAUGUCUGUCAGAAAAGUUAGUGUUCUAGAUGAAAGAAAAGUGAGCGCAAAACACGAGGGUGGGCGGAAGCCUUUGAAACCAACUCUGUUGUUUAAAGGAGCUGCCUAAUUUUCAGCUAUAAAAUUAGGUUUCAGUAACAUGCUCAGUGUGCUCAGGUUUGUUUUUUUUCUCACUUGUGUUAAGCAUCCAAUAUAAUGUUGUUGGGUUUUGUGAUCUCUGAGAAAGUUACCAUGAAAGAGCAAUAAGAAGCUGUCCAGGGGGUGGGUUGUGGGAGGUUAAGGUUCAAUCAUUAGAAAAAUGGUGGCGAUCUUGUUUUUGUGUUUCCUGUCAAAUAUUCCUGGCCAUAUCUAUGGUUCUAACAUUGCUGCCAAAACUGGGCCUUGUUGGUAUAUCGCUCUCUAGGAUGCGGUGUUUUUGAAAGUCUAAGCAGAAUUCACAAUUCGGAGGAGAGGGGAGUUGAUACGGUCGAAGGUUUCAGCCUAGGUAAUCACAAUUCUGCACACCACAGGUGAAAGUUGUGUGUGUUAUUCUAAACUGGUAAUGAUAUCAUUAUAAAUACUCUUAGGUUUUUAAGAAGAAAGUAGGUAAUGACUAUGUAUACAUUAAAUUGUGUGUGUAUGUGAGUGUGUGUAUGCGUGUGUGUGUGCAUGCGUGCGUGUGAGGAGGACCUAGAUAUCACUCUGAGUGUGCACUCACUACAGCUGCUCUUGAGGAAGCUGCCCCAAAGGGUUUAGGAUUCAGUGUUAGAAAUCUUGAGGUGAGCAAGGCCCGCUCACCUUCGAUUUCUCUGAUCUUUAGUGAUACAGGAACACCAAAUGCCAUAUCUUACUCCAAUUCAGUUAACCUUAUUUUAGUACUGCCAUUUAUAUUAACUUAAAGCAAGUACUGGGAUUUUUUUAAAGACAGUGUUUUAUAAUUUUCAGAACUACUAUUUGAAACUGUGUAACAUUUGAUUACAAGCUAGGGUUUCCCUCCCAUCUAACAGGUGGGCCUCGGCCAUAACAGAAUGCUCUUCCCACUAAAAAUACAAAAGCCCAACAUCCUAAAGUUAAGGUUAGCAGUGGAGUUGACUUUCCUCUCUUACUUUGAUCAGCCGUGGCCACCGCCUUUGCAGUGGCCAUGGGAAAUGAAUGCAUAUUUGCACAUCUGCCUCAUGAGCAAAUCUCUGUAUGGAUGGUUCCUAGUGACACCAGCAUCGGUGUGUGAAGGGAACUAUCUGAGAUCUACCCCAAUCAUCUCCUCAAUUGUCUCUAAUCCUCUUACUUCGUUGUAAGAGUCAGUGUUUCUGAAUAUCUGUCAUUAAAAGAAAAAUCCCUUUCAUUCCCAAACAUCCUGAGUUAGUAGAUACGCUUGUCGGGUCUCUCUGCACUUCUCUUCCAUUCUCUUGGUUAGACUCUCCACGGAGGCAUUAUCCCCACUGUGGUUUGAAAUAAAUGAAUUUCACUAAGGCCGCUUUCAAGAAUCAAGUCUUUAGUAUUUUUCUUACGUAAGAAGCACAUUUGCAAGAAUCACAAAGAAAAUGACAAACUAAUGGUCCAGAGUUGAAUCACUGCUGUGCUUUUAAUAACACAACAGCAUAAAACCAUCAAAGUAAAAACAACAAUUCAUUUCUUGCCCCCAGGAAAUAUGAGAUGAGAUCCAUGCCAAUGAGUCACCAGUGCUUAGCCAGCAUCUCUUCCAGAGAGAAUGCCUGGCUGACCCUAUAAUGAAGGCAUAAAUAGAGCUAUCUGCAGGCAGUGGUGGAGGCAUUGAAGAAAUCCCUGCCCAACCUCUCCUCUGACCUACAUAAAAUACUUCUUUCUUUAGGACAGCUUCCUGCUAAAUUUCGGCAGAAUAGUUCUAUAGACUUUAAGGAUGAGCACUGAGUCUAUCGGAUUACUUAUCUGUAAAUGUAUGAAAUCAAUUGUCUUUUUUAAAAAAAAAAAUUAGAUUUUCUUACAGAUUAGGAAACAGGGUGCAGUGAGCUCUACAAGCAACCAGGAGAAGUGGCCAGAGUUCUAAAGAAUUCAUCCUUAAAGUUCCCUGCUCUGGGUCCCAAUUUUACAAGAGAGGAAGCGUGCCCAGAGAGAGAAAGAGACUUGCCCAAACUCACACAGACACUAACUCAUUGACAAAACCUAUCACCUGUCCCUAGGCGCUAUUCCCCGUCCAUAACAUUGCUCACCGCUAAGCUGCCCUGAGCUGACAGCUGCUUCCUUCUGCUUAAUCUCUCACUUCCCACUUCCCUUCACUGAAAUAUGCAAGAAAACAAAACAAAUAGAGACCAUUUCUCUGUGGACUCUGGUGGGCCCAGAGAUAUGGACAUUCAUCACAAUGCUGCUUUUGCCAAAUGAAUGUUUCUAGAAUGGGGGUUCAGUAAGCACAGGAAUGUCUUCAGACUACAGUCAUCAAUGGUGGUGAAGCUGGUGGUGUGCAACACCCCCACCUGGUGUGUUUGACGGUUUUAAUGUUGCUUUCUUCUCAUGAGCUCUGCCUACCGGCUGUUCUUGUCCUGUCCACUAUGAUGGACAAUGUUAGCCAAUUAGUGAGUGUCUUUGUAUCUGUUGGAGAAAGUAUGGCACACGUGCUGGUCAGGCUGAGCCAAGCUGUCGAUCUUUGCCACCCUCUAAGCAGGAGCUAAGGGCUGUUAAGGAUAGACAGCAUGCUGCAUUUAUUCCCUUCUUCUGAGAGUAUUGCGCUGCUGAGCCUCAUCCCAUGCCUGCUUUCUGUGUACCCCUAUCCUGCCCACUCACACAAUGCAAUGGGAAAGUCAUAGCAAUAGAUGUAGGUCAAGGCCAUAAUCCUAGGGUUCAAGCUGUUGGAGUCACAGGAAGGGCUGGGUAGAUUCACCUGGGUCUACCACUGGAAAUCACUAUCCCAGAAGAAAAGGGAGACCAUGUCCCACUGGCCUUUAUCUGCUGACUGCCUAGCCACUAAGCUGUAUCACUUUGCUGAAGCUGGGAGGGCCAAAGCACAAACUAACAAACAAAGAGAAAGAUGGUAAAACACCCAGAAAACCCCUUCAGAUGAAAUACUUCAGGAUGAUCCAGCAUUCGAGUUCUGUGGGUGGCAUGGCUUUCUCACUGCUGCACACACUAGUCAUGUGGUUAGGUCUGGACAUUCUGUGCUUCGUGGGACAUGGGACUUCCAAGGGGUAUUUCUUCAGUGCCAUCUUUCUGUGUGGUCUGUGAGAAACUAGUGUGUGUUCUUGUUAGUGUGUGUCUUGCAACCUUCAGCUGCACAUCUCUGAUUCAGACCCACCUCUUUGAGCUUCCGGUUGUGUGUCGAACGAGGUUUAAAGUAGCCAUGCGUGGGUUUGGCAUCAGUGAAUAUUUAGCCAGCUGGCUAAGACAGGAAAAGAAGAAGGUAUUUCUUUCCUUAUGUAAUAAUGAAAAGCAAUAAUUACAAGUAUGUAACAAUACACAAAGGCCAUAAUUAGUCUCUUCCAGUGUUCAGGAUGCGCUAGAGAAUUCUGUAGUCAUUUGGAGUACGUUGGACCCAUUAGUAUGUCCUAUAGCACCCUUCAGUAAACAAAUACCUGAGUUGCUCCUAUUUAACAAUUUUAUGAGCCCAUACUACUGCAUUUCAGGAGUGACAGAUAUGUCUGGAAAUGGGGAGGGUUCUUGCAAAGCACUGUACCAGAGACCAUGUUGUACAUUUGUCUGUUAAAAACAGGCUGGUUUGUAAAAGAUGUAUGUUUUUGGUGUUUAAAAUGUUUAUAAAAUUGUAUAUAGUUGGUUUCAGUUUUCCAGGCGUUUGUAGAUACAGUAUCUAAUGCCUAUCUGGAUGCUUUCAUUUGGAGGGUCGAAUAGAAUUCUCAGUCAUCCACAUUGUUGUUCUACAAACUUUUGGGGUACACCCACAACAAAGAGGACUUUAGAUUUGAAAACAAUGGUUUUUAUUCAUUUUGAAAUGUAUUGUGUCUUUCCUUUGCUUCCACAGUUUUCAUUUAACUCCGUUUUCAAAAGAAGAAAAGUGUUUCUUUUUAAAAUGAAUGAGUUUUGCCCAGUUUUGAAGCACUCCACCUUCAUGCCAUUUCCUAGUCAGAGGGAGCUGUCAUUUCUUCAUACACAUGCACACUCACCUUGCCUCACACACACAUCACAAGCAACCUUAUGCAAACGGGAAAGUGAACAACACAUCAUUGAAUCUGUCCCUUAUAUAAAACAUACCACUGAAUCUGUCCCUUAUAUAAAACACACCACUGAAUCUGUCCCUUAUAUAAAUGCAUUAUUUCUACAGAUAUUGCUGUUGGCAGUAUUCAGUCUUGUGUUCUUUUCUUAAAAAAAAAAAAGAAAAAGAAAAAAGAAAGCAGAAAAGAAAUGGAAUAAAAACAAAAUAAAAU
Molecule: messenger RNA, 19141 nt
Organism: Mus pahari (shrew mouse)
Lineage: Eukaryota; Metazoa; Chordata; Mammalia; Rodentia; Muridae
Gene: Fat3
Product: FAT atypical cadherin 3
Exons: 30
Coding region: 535-14412 (4625 amino acids)
Biological process (GO): homophilic cell-cell adhesion
Cellular component (GO): plasma membrane
Molecular function (GO): calcium ion binding
Source: RefSeq, a predicted model, not a curated record